Molecule: messenger RNA, 246 nt
Organism: Paramecium tetraurelia
Lineage: Eukaryota; Ciliophora; Oligohymenophorea; Peniculida; Parameciidae
Exons: 1
Source: RefSeq, a predicted model, not a curated record
AUGGGCUGCAACAUUUAAAAACACUAAUACACGAAGAAUGACAUCAUUAUUUCCUCCCCUCCUCCUACAUUUCCAUCUUCUCAUGAGAUCAUUAUGAUGCCAUAUGCGCUUGAUGAGUAGCAUCCAGCUUCGAGAAUGCCAGUUCAAAUUCAUUGGAAUAUUAAAGAUCAAAAGUCAAAAGAAUAGUCAUCUGAAAUUACUACGUCGUUUUCACCUAAUACUGCCUCAAAACCAAGAUAAUACUGA